ACGCAGAGCGACAUGACGCAGACUCCGAGCCCGAGUCUGACCAUUGACGAACCGCUAACACAACAGUCCACACCUAAAGCGAAGGACUAUUAAGGCUAUCUUCUCUCUUCGUGUCUCUUCUCUCAUAGUCUAACAGGAUCACUGUACAAACUGGAAUUCAGAGUAUAUGUAUAUGAUAUAUAUAUUUAUAAUUCUGAAGCAUGCAGCAAAGGAGUACUCACCUACAUCUUGAGUAAUUUCGUAUACCCGAUGACAAGGAUAUACCUGGAGUGUUUCAUGGAUGCAUUGGAAAUAGCUGUAAGUAGACAAAGAAGUAUCACUAGCAACAGAACAGACAGUCCUAGCAGCAGAAGUCUUGCAACAUUGUACGUAGUUACAACCCUAGUCAAAGGCAAUAUUCUAGUGGUAAUAUUCUAGUAGGUGGAUUAGUCGAGUAGGCAUUUAGGGUAGGCAAGCUGCUGUGUAAGUACUCUAUAUUAAUACGUAUAGUGCUGGUUCAACACGACGGAAGAUGGAUAUUAGAGAUGAUAGCUUUUCUGAGUAGGCAAUUAGUGGCUCCGACUAGCAUGCUGUAUAGUACGCAAUACCGUUCUGGAGCUCGAUGGCUUUAAGUAGGCAAACGAAUAUCAGACCUCUACGAUCCAGAGGAGUUGUGGAAUGAACGCGAUGAAAACGAUGAAAACGAGAUUAAGGCCUGUUUUUUGCUAUCCCGUGGGAAAUAUGCUGUAAGCGGAGCGGUCCUUUUCAAGUACUUUAAAGUGAGGACACUCACACUUCUAAGGGGCACGCAGUGCAUCUCACUCAGCUUCUAAGGGGUAGUGAAAAACUAGCGCUAAAGAUAAGACGAAGAAGCCAAAAGUUGGCCUCUCAGUUGAACCAGAGCUACCUACGCCGUGGCACCGACUCUUCUACAAAAAAUCUUGUGAUUUAAGAACCUGGCUGCAUUGUUUGUUGUGCUCGCUCGUCUUGUGAUAUAAGACGCUGCAUGUAUAUUUUACUUGGCUAUACUUGACUUUAUAUGCAAACGAUCUCGCGAUCUGAGACACAGGCUGUUUAUUUUUAGAGCUUUGCAGGCUGGUCCGAUAACUCAGGCAGGACCCCCUCUGCUGCGUUUCUGGGUUCCCCCUGCCCCACGCGUGGGCCGAAAGACACUGCGCACGCGCUUGACAUAGGUCCCUAUCCCCUAGAUUGAAUUCUCCUAGGUUAACUUAUCACAGCAGCGUUUCUAAAAUGCUCAGGUUAUUGCAGAACAAGAAGAUGGCCUCCUAGAAGAAGUCCUCGUAAAUAUAUUACAAGUACGCUCCACAUCGAACGGAUGGUGUCCCAUUCUAUCCAAUUAGGACAAUAAACCCUUUUAUCUAAAAAAUUGGAAGUAUGUCCUUCUAACAUGAAACAAUGCUGAGGGCCUCCAGGACCCUGACCCGGAGGUGAGAGCGCGCGCAGAGAAGACGGUGCUUCGGCAUGUGGAGUGGGUGACUGACCUCAGACGCAGUAGGCUCACUGGCGAACCGACAACCAUGGUUAAGGCUCGCAAUAUUUUUUUCGAGUUUGUUCUCACGUGGAGGUCCCUCUUCUCGGUUUUUCUUUUUUAGAUGUAGAUACCUUAUGUCAUACCCCAUGAAGAAUGGGCACAACACUACUACUUCUACUACUACUCCUACAGUACCUAGGUGGCAGCAGCUGGGAUUUGGAAUCUAAAUCUAUUUUAGUGAGUAUCGCUGAGGUCUUUUUAUGGCAUGAUUAAAAAGAUGUUUUUUAUACUCCCCACGCACUGGGAAGCGUCUCCUAGCACCGAGAAGAGGGACCUCCGGUUUUCUUCUCGUUAAGGUCAUGAUCAAAGGGUUUUUUGGAAACACUUCAACUUGUUUAACAUACUCGAAAACUGAAAAUAAGCGAGUUACUGACUGAAAUAAGGGAGGUAGCUCUGAAGACAGGGCUACUCUACUUAGUUUCAGUAGUUACUCGCUUAUUUUCAGUAGAUGCUCGCUUAUUUCAGUUUAUCGAAUACAUACACUUUUAGACAACCACGACUUGCGGAUUCUACUAGACAUACUUACUUUGUUGAAACACUUCUGUAGCCAGACCUCGUCUUCAUCACAUUUAGGGCUGGAAUGAGGUCCUAUGAACGUCGGGCUUUCGAGCUCUUUUUGGCGCCGGUUGUCUUGCUUCUUAUCUCCUAAUAAUGAUAAAUAAUUAUCAUACUCCUUAGUUAGAUGCCCAACACACUUCAUACUUCUUAGAUGUACAACAACACAGGAUUGAAUAUGAAUCACUAUGACUCACUUAGAAGGGAAGCGCUAACUUCGACAAGGCAUGGGACCAGCUAGCUGACCGGUGGGAGGAUAUAAAAGCUAAGAAGAUCCGCCCCUUAAUCGCGGAAAUCCAGAAGGAGCAAACUUUGAUCAAGAAACUGAUAAAGAAAUACGAUCCGAAACGCAUCAACAGAUUAAGGCUACAUCACCGUUUUUUAAAUUAAGUCUUCUAAUUAAGGCUCAGCUUUCAAUGGUCAUUGGGGUAGGCCAACGCCUAAACCACUAAGCCAACUGCGCAGUUGGCUUAGUGGUUUAGGCGUUUUUUAAAUUCAGUCUUCUAAGGACUUACACUUUUUUACUUCCUCCUUCCGAUGGAAGGUAAAAAUCCACGUUUCCAACUCAAGGAUGUUAUGACUCUUACCAAGAAGAUACACGACCAUUUACAUCUCUAUCCAGAAUAUUGCAGUUAAGGAGCAGUAGUUCUGAACUAAGUAGUUCUAAAGAGAAAGUACGAGCGCAAAUUUAAGAGGCGGGCUCUAGAGGAGUCGGAGUUGAGGCGAGUUCAAAGACGCGGCAUGAUGCGUGCUAUCGAGUUGGCGUAUCUGAGAAACCCUUGGGAAUUUUAUGAAGACAUUAGAGAUGCUCCCUGGUAAGUAUUUGGUACUUAUAUACUUAGACUUGUUGGCUGUAUCAAGACUUGGAUAUUAUAGAUACUUAGUGCUUGGUAUUCGGUAUCAAACAUCAUCAGCAUAUUUAGACUGGUUGGCUGUAUCGUAUAGAUUCUUAGACGCUUGGUAGUACCAUCACGACAAUAUACUUACGACUUGGUAAGUAAUCGGUAUCAACGUGGAGAUUAUUUGGAUUAUUUUUAUUGCUAAGUAAACCAAUUAUACCCCACGACUACUACUACUCCUACUCCUACUCCUGCUACUAGCACUACUACCACCACUGCUACUACUCCUCCUACUACUGCUAUGGAACGGCGCCAAGUUGUCCUAAGUACUAGUUAGUGCUGUCUUAUUUAGAUGGAAGCCUCUGCACACGGUAGCCAUUAGAGGCAUAGUUAGGACUUUACGUAAGUAGACGUGGAAGUAGCAUUUCCUGUCCUUGAGCGAAGUUCCUGAAGGUCCUAAAAAGUCAUGUCCAAAAAUCAUGUGGUUGUUGAAUGAUAAUCCAAAGAUUGUGCUUCUACUCUUCAGAUAAUAUUCUUCUAAGAAAAUCCCUUGCUCAGCGAAGGAGAUGUGAAGUGGUACGAGGGCCCACUGUCUCAGUGGCGCAAAAAGCCCUCCUCACCAAUGCGAGAGCAGAGGAAAAAAGCUGCCAUGUUAGAACUGGUGGAAUGGUUGCAGAGUGGCAAGCAUCUGCAGACGAAGGAUAUUAAGGGUGGGCAGAAGCAGAACAAUGGUGGUGGAAAAGAGCCGGAUGGCACGCAUUUGGAGAAGAAACGUGAUGGAAAAGGAAAAUUCUCUGUAUAAUGCACGACGGAACAAAAAAGAAUACGAAGGAGGCGAUGGGGACCUUUGCUGGUGGAAAAGAAGGCAUCUUCACUCUCUGAACCAUGGCGCAGUGAGGUGGCCAGAACAGGAGGAUAGUUCUAUUAGAAAGCGGAAAUUGAUGUAGGAUAGAUGAUGAGGAGUACUUCUAUCAUAGUUCGUUGUCUAAAAUGAGGAGUAGAGGAGUACUUGUACUAUCAUAGUUCGUUGUCUAAAAUGAGGAGUACUAUCAUAGUUGUCUAAAAUGAGGAGUACUAUCAUAGUUGUCUAAAAUGAGGAGCACUAUUGUCAUCGGCUCUUCGCCUUAAGCUGAUGAAUCUCGUAUCCAUCCCUCUCCGUCAAAGAUCUCAACUAUAGGAACGGUAGCAGGCUUUUCCUUUUCAAUAUCAAAGGACUUAACAGCUCCAACAUCAGAGAAAUUCGCAGAACACAGAGGAGAUUCAGGGAAGUCGUGGGCCCGACCCGAAUCGACUAACAUCAUCAUCAUUAAAGGAUUUAAGUAAGCUUUUUCAAACCUUGACAACAAGGAUCGCGAGCAGAACUAACCGCUGCACCCUAAGUACUGAGGAUAGAUGAUGAGGAGUACUAUCAUAGUUGUCUAAGAAGGAUUGAGUUUUUGAAACUUCUAAAUGGAAGCUUCUAGGUGGAAACUACUUCUAAGAGUCAUAAUGUAGUUAUCCCUGUCUGACUGAUGAAAGUAGAAAUCUAAGAUGUAGAAACUAAGAAGUUCUGAAACUCCAAGAAUAAGGAAUUCAGGAGAAGUGCUUACUUAAAUGCUUCAACAACUUGUUGAAGCGUUGUUGAAGCAGUUGUUCUAGAUGAACAUGCACACCAUUCAAGGUCGUGCAACAAGAUUUAGAUUUUCAUUUCUUAGAUGUGCAUGUAGGUAGAACAGCCAUGGCACAUGCUAGUCGUGCUUAAGUAGUCGCUCCAUUGGAAUAAUGCACAACGACGCCUCUUUUGGCCAUGCCAUUGUUUGUAGCUGUUGUUCAACUGCACGACCGUAUGUUUGUAUCUUCACUCAAGGGAAGGUUCUCUUAGAACAACUUAAAUCGUGGCGGUCAACAUCUUCAU
Amoebophrya sp. A25 is the source of this 4819-nucleotide messenger RNA. The record is from the annotation of a GenBank genome assembly. NCBI's taxonomy places the organism in Eukaryota, Dinophyceae, Syndiniales, Amoebophryaceae.